AUGGCCCUCAUAUCAUCCACCACAAUCAUAACCUCCAUCUCCCUCUUCCACCUCACCCUCGCCUACUUCUUCCUCUUCCGCCCCAAGACCGUCGACGACCAGGCCCUCGUCUUUGUCCUAGGCGAAAGCAUGAACAUUCCCGCCGUCCGAGGCUUCGACGCCCCGAGCCCCGCCCUCGCCCUCCUGGCCGUCGUCCUCGGCUUUUCCGGCAUAAGCGACCUCGUCUCUCUCUCCAUGCCCGAGGAGUUCAGCGCUUUAUACUACUGGGGCACUCAAGCCCCCCUCCGCUUCUUCCUCUCCAUGGUCCUCGUCGCAUACUCCUACUGCUUCGGCUCGAAAUCACCCAUCUUCUCUUCUUCUUCUUCUUCCUCUUCUUCCUCGACAUCAGCACGACGUCCCGGGGGGGCUCCUUUCAUGAAGCACUCUGCUUCUUCUGGUGCGGAGCAUUUACACAACAGAUUGCUCUUCUCAUUCAUGUUCAUCGAAAUGAUGGCCUGGUUCUGGACGUGGAUUACUCUCCGGGAAGAGCGUUCGGCCAUUGUCGAGAGGAUGAGGAAGCAGCAUGAGCGGGAGGCUCACAGCCAUUAA
This is a messenger RNA of Trichoderma reesei QM6a, 588 nucleotides long. RefSeq lists its product as uncharacterized. The record is from RefSeq and is a predicted model, not a curated record. The transcript has 3 exons. Lineage: Eukaryota; Fungi; Ascomycota; Sordariomycetes; Hypocreales; Hypocreaceae. The coding region runs from base 1 to 588 and encodes 195 amino acids.